Podarcis lilfordi (Lilford's wall lizard) is the source of this 5710-nucleotide messenger RNA. Lineage: Eukaryota; Metazoa; Chordata; Lepidosauria; Squamata; Lacertidae. The record is from the annotation of a GenBank genome assembly.
AUGAAUGGAACAGAAGGUGAAAAUUUCUAUGUCCCCAUGUCCAACAAGACCGGCGUUGUUCGGAAUCCGUAUGAGUAUCCUCAGUACUAUUUGGCAGAACCGUGGAAGUUCUCUGCGUUGGCUGCCUACAUGUUUCUUCUGAUUCUUCUGGGAUUCCCAAUCAACUUUCUGACUCUCUUUGUCACAGUCCAGCACAAGAAACUCAGAACUCCUCUGAACUACAUCCUUUUAAAUUUGGCCAUAGCCAAUCUCUUCAUGGUCUUAAUAGGCUUCACCACUACCAUGUACACAUCUAUGAAUGGAUAUUUCAUUUUUGGAACGGUAGGAUGCAACAUUGAAGGCUUCUUUGCUACAAUGGGCGGUAGGUCUGUUUUAUGUUUUCCUUCAAGUAUCAUGCCACUAUGAAUUCACUGUAGACAUAAGUUCCUAUUUCAGAUCUUAUAGAAUUGUUUAGGUGGAAGAGACUCCCGGUCAUCUAGUCCAACCCCUGCAAUGCAGAAAUCUCAGCUAGAUCAUAACAUGACUUCAUUCUUCAACAGAAUUCCAAAAGCUAGUACUAUUCAGAGACUCUUGUGUCACCUUCUUGUGUUGCAUACCUGAGCUAAGGUAACCGUGCUGGAAUAAUGUUAAUAGAAUUGAUGGGAAACCAAGCUUUUGAUCAUGCUGGCAAAUGGUUAAAACUAGGUUCAACUUCAAAAGGGCAAUGCGAUAUAUGGUUCUGUGCACUAUGCCUACUUCUCCUGUUUUAUAAAGUUUGCAGUCGUGAUUUUUCUCAUGGUUUUGGUGGAAGACAUUCCGAGAGCCUCCGGAGAUGGUAACUUGUAAGAUCUCACACCUUAGCUGAAAUGGCAGGGCUUUAGCUAAGGCAUCUUUUAUUCCACGUGUAAAUCAGGAACAGAAUUAAGUUGUUAACAAAAUGUAGACCAAAACCUCUUUCUGUGCUCAAGUCAGUUUCAAUCAUCAUCUCUCGAUCAUUUUGAUUAUGUGAUGUUAUCUUUUAUUUUAUUUCUACUUGGUUUUCCACUUGACAUACAGUCCUUAGGGUAGAGAAGACCUAAAUCUGAAAUAAAAUAAACCAGCGAAAAGCAAACAAACCCGACCAAAUUGGCUCAAGUCUCUUUAGGCGGUCUUUAUCCAUGAUCAAGAAGGGCAAAAAUCCAAGUUUUAUUCCCUUCACUAUUCAGUUUCAAAGUGUCUUGCUGUGGGCAAGGUCCACCCAGUGCUGCUUCCCUACAAGCCCAUUCAUUUCACUGAGGUUUGUAAAGAAGCGAAACUUCAAAUAUGUGGCUAUUCCCAGGUUAUUGUUUGGCUACAGGCAGACAGCAGAGAAAAUAAACCUUUGAUCGAGAAUUAUGUGACUCGGGCCCUUACCUCUCAAGCGUCCCUCACUGGGAGGCGUAUCCUGCAUUCAGCCUGCUCUCCAAGGGCUGAGAAAUGCCAGGAACAGAACGGUGGGAUGCCACAGCAUCCUUUAAGAAAGGAUCAAAACAAAUGUGGAAUGGUGCUUAAGGCAGCAGAGCUGUGUUGGUUUUCGUCAUGCUGGGGUUUUUUUAUGUCGCCUGUGUUUUGAUCUGUUUUGUUGGGCUUUCAAACGUUACUACAUAUAAUGAUUUGAUAACUCCGUUGUGAGUCACCUUGGGCAGCUGUGUUGAAGCAUGAGGCAUGCUUGUUUUAAAUAAAAUAUAUUAGUAAAUGAGUGAAUAGAACAAACUCAGAUUUGCCUACAUCCCAUACAAAACAAGUGGUGGAAGUCUAAUGUAACGAGAGAGGAAAGCAACAUCUUCCUCAACACUUUCCUCCCUAUAUAAUCUGAAUCCUGGUGCCCCCUUUUCCUCCCCUGGGCUCUGCUGGAAAGUGUACCUGGUUGAGGGAGAAGCACUUGAGGAAAGGAGCUACAGGGAUAUAAGCUAUGAGAGUGAAUUAUUGAAAAGCAGUAUAAAAAUGUUAGAAAUGAAUUGACCAAUGGUUGGCAUGAAGAGGGUUCAGCUCUCUCAUCCUCUGAGCUUAAGUGCAUGAAUUUGCCACAGUCUUGUGUGAACCUGAAGAAUGAGGGAACUAAAGAAGGAUCUGAUCAGACAUGUAGUAUGGUGCUGAGUAGACCAUAGGACAGGGAGGUGAAACCUGAUGCCCUCCAAUUGUUUUGCACAACAACUAUCAUGCCCCGCCUUUGGUCAUGCUGACUGGAGCGGAUGAGAAUUAGAGUCCAAUAAUAUAUGAAGAAUCACAAGAAAAAGAGGAACCCAUUGAGUUGUUUGAAGGGGUGGCUUUUCCAUCUCUCCCUCUCCUUCUCAUCUUCUUCUUCCUCCUCCUCCCCCCCUUAUUGACAGAUGCUUCUUUUGUUCUCUUACAGGUGAGAUAGCCCUGUGGUCUCUGGUUGUCCUGGCUGUUGAAAGAUAUGUGGUGGUCUGCAAGCCCAUGAGCAAUUUCCGCUUUAGUGGGACCCAUGCCAUCAUAGGGGUGAGUUUCACUUGGAUCAUGGCCUUGGCAUGCGCUGGUCCUCCUCUCUUUGGAUGGUCAAGGUAGGUAUGCAUCAUAUUCCUUGCAGUAAUACAGACUGCAGUAAAUUUGGGGGGUUUGGAUAGGAGAGGGAUAAUGGGGCCAGAACAACUAGUGAGCAUUCCUUAAUGAUCAGAGGUGAGGGGUGUUAUUUGUUGGGGGAAAUGACAGAUAAAUGGCCCACAGUGACUGGAGAUACUUCUGGAAGGUGAGAGCCGUUUUGGCAAAGGCAUACUUUGCCAAAGUCGAAACCAGCGCUUUAAUUGGACCCAGAAACUAAUUGGCAGCCAGUGCAGUAGGGACCAGGACCAUUGCAGUAUGCUCAAACCAUCUUCCUCCAGUGAGCAACCUGACCACUGAAAUUGGCACCAGUUGAAGUUUAUUCAUACUGUUAAAGCAUUAAAUGAAUGAAUGAAUGUUACAAUUUAAAGCUAUUGGAGUGUUAAUAUGUUUACCCCAAAACUAUGCUCUGUUUAUAAACCCAAAUAUUACAAAAUAAAAACCCACUGUGACUGUGCUCUCUUCCUCCAAAUGAAACCAAACCUGGGUUGCUGCUAUUGCUGGAGCUUCUGAAAUCUUGUGGAAGUGGGGCACACACAAUAGACUACAAUCCCACCCACUAACUCUUUUGCUUUAACUGUAGAUAUAUCCCAGAAGGUAUGCAGUGCUCUUGUGGAGUUGAUUAUUAUACACCAAACCCGCAAGUUCACAAUGAAUCCUUUGUCAUCUACAUGUUUCUGGUGCACUUUGUCACACCAUUGACUAUUAUAUUCUUCUGCUACGGUCGCCUUGUCUGCACUGUUAAACAGGUGAGUGACCCUACAAAAAGAUAAAACUCUUCUCCCUUCCCCAGCACAAACCUAUCAAGGCUGAAAACAUUUCUCCUGACUUCAUCAGUCCCAGCCCAGUGUAAGGAGAUUCCACAGUGCAGCUACCAGGAUAAUCCAAGUUUUGACUUUGUACCUUCAGGGUACUUCUGAAACAUAACCACAGCAAUAAUUGUGGAAUGUUGCAUUUAUAGUUUACUUAAGGUAAAGGUAAAGGGACCCCUGACUGUUAGGUCCAGUUGCAGACAACUCUGGGGUUGCGGCGCUCAUCUCGCUUUAUUGGCCGAGGGGGCCGGCAUACAGCUUCUGGGUCAUGUGGCCAGCAUGGCUAAGCCGCUUCUGGCGAACCAGAGCAGCGCACAGAAACGCCAUGUACCUUCCCGCCGGAGCAGUACCCAUUUAUCUACUUGCACUUUGUGCUUUCGAACUGCUAGGUUGACAGGAGCAGGGACCGAACAACGGGAGCUCACCCUGUCGCAGGGAUUCGAACCACCAACCUUCUGAUCGGCAAGCCCUAGGCUCUGUUCUCCUUAAAUGCUGUAAGCCCUUCUCAAUGAUGCCCAUGCAGCUGGUUACAAAACAGAAUAUAAAUAAAUAUUUUGGGGGGACGGGGGCGGGAAUUCAAACUGCGAUUUGCACAAACUAUGAUACCCCAUGCUGUUUUCCACAUCCCUGCUGCCUGCUCUUCCCUCCAAUGCCAGCCUUAACAAUUCAACAUAUUGUAAUAAUAGUUUUUGAUUGUCACUUGCUUCUGAAAAAGGAUUGGGCACCAGCUUCACAACGAAGAGAACCAACUGUUAUUCUUUGGGAUGUAACAGAGGUUCUGGAGGCCCAGAACCUUUAACUACAGCAACUAAAGAAACCCACCCAGAGCUGUAUCAUCCCCCACCGCACUGGAAUGCUGCUAGUUUCUGUUCCGGUGAUUAGCUUCCCAUUCCCAAACAGCCCUGUUGCCUAGUCUUGACCACCCUCUGUUGUCAUGCUUCUAGGCAGCGGCUCAGCAGCAGGAGUCUGCCACCACCCAGAAAGCUGAGAAAGAAGUCACCCGCAUGGUCGUCAUCAUGGUCAUUUCCUUCCUUGUUUGCUGGGUGCCCUACGCCAGUGUUGCUUUCUACAUCUUCACUCACCAAGGGUCAGACUUCGGCCCUGUAUUUAUGACCAUCCCGGCCUUCUUUGCCAAGAGCUCUGCUAUCUACAACCCGGUGAUUUACAUCUUAAUGAACAGACAGGUAACUUGGCAACGUUGCCCUGGCUUUCCAACAAUAUAACAAUACUUGAAGAGUUUAUGGCACUCUCCCUAAGUGCUUAAAGUGCUUCCUUAUAUACAUUAGCUUAAUAAUUCUUGUGGCAAACCCUGUAAGGUAGGCCAUUUUUAUUACCCCCCGUAUUACAAAUGUGAAGUGGAGGGACGCUGAGAGACGGUGGCUUCCCCUAAAUGAUUGUGUUGCUGAGCUGAGAUUUGAACCAGGCUCUUUAGCUCAUGUGCUAAAUUUAUCUUUACUGCAUUUUGCUUCUUAUUAAUGUGCCUGAAUAUAAUGUGUCUUGAUGCAGGUGCUGAUGGUUAAUAUGAAAAAAAUCCCUAAUCAUCUGUUUUAAAAUAGAACCGUGUGGCAAGGGACUGGAGAGGAUGUUCUCACAUUAUCUCAAGGAUGAUACUUGCUCUCUGUUGGUUGCCAAAAAGCCUGUCCCCCUUCUCACCCAUUUUUUAAAAUUAAAACAGCAAGCUCCUAAUGACUCUCACCAUUUGUGAAGCAUUUACGGCAACAGGACUUAAGCCUAAGCAUUUCUCAGACUAUGAAUUAUAGUAUUAUCAAUUACUUCCCUGGGAGCUGCGUUGUGCCAGGGAAUCAACAUAUGGGUCCCAGAGGAUUUUCACUUGCUUUAAAAUACAGUACAGCUUUUACUAUGUGACUAGACAGAGAGGGGCAAGACAAAGCAGGUUUUUUUUUUUUUUUUAAAUGUAGGAUUACAGUGACAGAAGAACAAUGGAAGGUACAGUGAAUUCAACUUUAGACGAUUUGUGUAGCCAUUGCCUAAAUCAGGAUUUCCCAAACUUGGGUCGCUAGCUGUUUUUGGACUACAACUCCCAUCAUCCCUAGCUAGCAAGACCAGUGGUCAGGGAUGAUGGGAAUUGUAGUCCAAAUACAGCUGGAGGUCCAAAUUCAGGAAACACUGGUCUGAAUGGCCUUUCCUGAUGCCCAGAUACAUCAGUGACUUUUGGGCACAGCUCCACAUGCUGAUUUUGUUUGUUUGUUUGUUUACAGUUCCGUAACUGUAUGAUCAGCACCCUCUGUUGUGGAAAGAAUCCGUUGGCUGAGGAGGACACGUCUGCAGGCACUAAGACUGAGACUUCCACCGUCUCCACAAGCCAGGUUUCCCCUUCAUAG